AUGCUUCUCAAGAACCACAGGACAGUGACCUGCGCUCCGACGAACACCGCGGUGGUGGAGGUCGCAUCUCGGGUCCUUGGUCUCAUGGAGGAGUCCUCCGGUGGCGGCGGUGGAAAGAAGUGCUUUCUGAGUGAUGUCGUGCUGUUCGGCAACGAGGACAGGAUGGGCGUGCACGGGAACCUAGCAAAGAUUUUCUUGGAGUCCCGUGUUGGACGUCUGCAACAGUGCUUGAUGCCAGGCACAGGGUGGACACAGUCGCUGAGUUCCAUGCUUGGACUUCUUGAGCAUCCUUUGGUUCAGUAUGACAGGUACAUUGAGGGCAUAGAAAAAGAGAUAAGUGAUUUGGUUUCAGAAGAGAAUGAGAUAAGGGACGAACUUGCCCUUUCUCUAAGAAAGAGAGAGCAACUUUCUAACAAAAAGAUUGCCGAGAAAGUUCAGGGGAUGCAGAAAAAAUUACUGGUUAUAGAGAAAAAAGUUCGGGAAAUAAAGAAAGACAAAAUGUCAUUCCAGGCCUACUUCCAAAGCAACUACACACCGCUUGUGAAUGAGUUAUGCGGUUGUGUCGAAACUUUUGGUAAUGAUCUUCCUAGAUCUGCAACAUCUGAAGAAAAUUUUCGCCUCAUGGCAGAGGUGCCGCCGUUGCUUGAAGGGUUUGGCGAACUUGUGCAGUCUGAACCAGAUGAACAGCUACAAGCACUGUUCAAAAAUGAAGAAGAUGAAAGAUCACUCUCUUCAUUGUUCCGGAGUCUGGUAACUCAGGUGCAGGCCCAUGUUAGUUUCGAGCUGAAGGAAGCAAGAUCCUCGUGUGUUCAGAAGCUACGGGACCUGUCUGUUAGCUUUCAGCUUCCGGACAUGUUUGACAGCCGAAUGAUCGAAGAGUUCUUGCUUCGGAGGGCUAAGAGCGUGCUCUGCACAGCUUCUAGUUCAUACCGUCUGCACUACCUGCCAAAUGCCCAGCCGUUCGAGGUCCUUGUCGUGGACGAGGCAGCGCAGCUGAAGGAGUGCGAGUCACUGAUAGCUCUGCAACUCCCUGGGGUCCGUCAUGCUGUGCUCAUCGGUGAUGAGUACCAGCUACCAGCACUAGUCAAAAGCAAGGUUUGUGAGGAUGCAGAAUUUGGAAGGAGCCUGUUCCAGAGGCUGACAUCCUUAAAGCAGCCCAAGCACCUCCUCGACGUGCAGUACAGAAUGCACCCAUGGAUCAGCAAGUUCCCUGUCCAGAGCUUCUACGGCGGCCAGAUUACCGACGGCCCGAACGUCCUGAACAGAGACUACGAGAGGCGAUACCUGACCGGUCCCAUGUACGGCGCAUACUCAUUCAUCAACGUGGACGGCGGCAACGAGAGCACCGGCAAGCAUGACCGGAGCCUGAUCAACCCAGUCGAGACAGCGGCGGUUGCCCGGAUCGUGCAAAGGCUGUUCAAAGUACGUGUAAUCGACGUGCGCGCAGAGUCGGUUGACACAGGGAGGGCAGUGCGCGUGGGCGUGGUGUCGCCGUACAAGGGCCAGGUCCGCGCCAUCCAGGAGAAGCUCACCGGGGCGUACGCGAUGCGCGAAGGGUUCUCGGUGAAGGUGCGGUCCGUGGACGGGUUCCAGGGCGCCGAGGAGGACGUGAUCAUCUUCUCCGCCGUGCGGAGCAACACCGCCGGCAAGAUCGGCUUCCUCGCCGACAUCAACCGCACCAACGUCGCCCUGACGCGGGCCAAGCAUUGCCUGUGGAUCCUGGGCGACGCGAAGACGCUGGCGUGCGGCAAGACGAUCUGGCGUGAGAUCGUGGCCGACGCCAAGGACAGGGGCUGUUUCUUUGACGCCAAGGACGACAAGGACCUCUCUAAUGCCAUAAUCAAGGCCGCGAACGAAGUGGAGAAUCUGCUGAAGUUAGAUAGCCUGCGUAUUGGCAGCGGGUCGCGGCCAGGGGUACGAUCGUAA
Messenger RNA from Setaria italica (foxtail millet), 1926 nucleotides. RefSeq lists its product as uncharacterized. Gene Ontology annotation, molecular function: helicase activity. Lineage: Eukaryota; Viridiplantae; Streptophyta; Magnoliopsida; Poales; Poaceae. The transcript has 4 exons. The record is from RefSeq and is a predicted model, not a curated record. Bases 1 to 1926 code for a protein of 641 amino acids.